Messenger RNA from Juglans regia (Persian walnut), 1629 nucleotides. RefSeq lists its product as uncharacterized. The record is from RefSeq and is a predicted model, not a curated record. NCBI's taxonomy places the organism in Eukaryota, Viridiplantae, Streptophyta, Magnoliopsida, Fagales, Juglandaceae. Bases 1 to 1629 code for a protein of 542 amino acids. The transcript is spliced from 4 exons.
AUGCCACCAAGGAUUUUAGAAGGAGCUGAUGUUUUGGCUCAACUACAGAUGCUUGGGGAUGUGCAAUUUGGUAAAUCUGGUCGAAAGAGAAAACGCACUGCUGAAGAGUUGAACUGGACAAAGUAUAGCAUUUUCUUCAAGCUACCGUAUUGGGUAACCCUGUGUCUUCGACAUAAUCUAGAUGUCAUGCAUAUUGAGAAAAAUAUUUGUGAUAACAUCUUGUGCACAUUAAUGAACAUUCCUGGGAAAACCAAGGAUAAUAUCGAUUCUCGACGUGACUUGGAGAUUUUUCAGUUUAGAAAAGAAUUACAUUUGAAGGUUCAAGGAACUGAUAUUGCAUUGGCCUUGACUGAACUGAGCACUUUCUUCAAGGAGUUGUGUGCCCGAACCCUGGAUGUUAACCACCUAUCGCAACUCCAAAUUGAUAUUGUCACAAUUCUAUGCAAAUUGGAGAUGAUAUUCCCCCCAUCUUUUUUCGAUGUCAUGGUCCACCUAGCUGUCCACUUACCCCGUGAGGCCAUACUUAGGGGUCCAGUACAAUACAGGUGGAUGUAUCCAUUUGAGAGGUAUCUCGACAAGUUCAAGCGAUAUGUUAAGAAUAAAGCUCGCCCAGAAGGCUCAAUAGCCGAAGCCUAUAUUCACAUCGAAUGCGUGACUUUUUGCUCAAUGUAUCUCCAAGAUAUUGAGACAAAGUUUACUCGAAUGGACCGCAACAUUGAUGGUUCAAGAUUUUCAGCUAGAAAGGAGCACUACGAGAAAUGUAAGGUGCAUAGCCCAAUGAGUAUCAAUCGAACACAUCAAACUGAGUUUCCAACUUGGUUCAGGAAACGUGUUCAGGACCAGCGUAUCACCAACCCACUAGAUGUGACUGCUGAUCUGUAUGCAUUAGUUUGCGGUCCUGAACCUAAGGUUGCAUCUUAUGCUGCUUGCAUUAUAAAUGGCAAAAGGUUCCAUACAAAGCAGCGUGAACUUCAGAGGCAUACACAAAAUUCAGGGGUGUUAGUAACUGGUGACGAAAGUACAAAUAAUGUUGACUUCUACGGUGUUAUUAAUGAUAUCGUGGAGUUACGCUAUAUGGGUUGGCAUCGGGUGUACUUGUUCAUGUGUGAUUGGUUUGACGUUGGUGAUCCAAGACGAGGGAUACGAGUUGAUAACCAUAUGACCAGUAUCAACAUGGACAGGACUUGGUAUAAGGAUGAACCAUUUGUGUUAGCAUGCCAGGCUUCCCAAUGUUUUUACAUCAGAGAUAUAAGGGUGAAAGGGAGAUGGUUUGUGGUGCAAAAGUACACGAAUAGGGAUGUAUAUGACAUUCCAUCGGUGCCAAGGGUGUUAGAAGAUAUUGAUGGCGAAUCAAGUGAUGAUGAUGCCUAUCAAGAAAAUGAAUCAUCAUAUGAUUAUGCACCAUUGCAUUGUGAUGGAUGUCUCGUGUCAACUCCAUUGAAUAGGAAUGAUAUAGAACCUGGCUUGAUUGAUGCACGAGAAGUCACUGGUUUGGUUGGUCAAAACAUGGAUUCAACAGAUUUUAUUGACGAUGGCCUGAUUGCUUCUAGUUCAGGAGAUGCGUAUGGUGAUGGGAAAUAUUCAGAUGAGGAUGACCUGCCCACAGACGACGAGUUUGUGUCAGAAUAG